Manduca sexta (tobacco hornworm) is the source of this 1468-nucleotide messenger RNA. RefSeq names its product THUMP domain-containing protein 1 homolog. Gene Ontology annotation, biological process: tRNA modification. NCBI's taxonomy places the organism in Eukaryota, Metazoa, Arthropoda, Insecta, Lepidoptera, Sphingidae. The coding region runs from base 140 to 1018 and encodes 292 amino acids. The transcript has a single exon. Gene Ontology annotation, molecular function: RNA binding. The record is from RefSeq and is a predicted model, not a curated record.
CAUUAAUGACAUUAUAUAGCGGCUUGUUGGGUUGGGUGUUGUUGAGAUUUUAAUUCAAUACAAUACGUAAUACAUUAUUGGGUUAUAUCACACGCUGCAAUCGUUGAGUUGAAAUAGCAUACUGCACUUCAUUUAAAUAAUGGGCGAUGCUAGGAAGAAGAAGAAAUUCUAUUUUCGAAAGCGUAGAAACAAAUACUUUUUGGAACCCGGUUUUAGAGGAUUUUUCUGCACGUGUAACUUUAGGGAGAAAGAUUGUGUGAAAGAAGUGUACAAUUUGUUGAACGAGUAUGCUGGAAAACUGUAUCCUGAGCUUGGAGCCGAAGAGCUGCCGGCGUCAGCCGCGCCCACAAGCAAUGCUCCUGAAGGAACUUCGGGAAGCGAUUCCGACGAGGAGACUGACAUUGGGGAUCUACUCAAACGGGAAGUAGAAUCAAUGAAAAAAGAUUCACAGAAAUCUUUAAAGCACAAAAGAUUUCAAGUGGUUGAAACUGGUGCUUCUAAUUGCAUUUUUGUAAAGACGAAUUUGCCUAGUCCUGAAGAACUGACUACUGCUAUUAUCAAAGAUUUAUUUUCUACUAGAACACAAAAAACUCGGCAUGUGCUACGUUUGCUGCCUAUAAUGGCAACUUGUAAAGCAAAUUUGCCAGACAUAAUGGAGUGUGCGGGCAGUCUAUUUGAUAAAUAUUUCCUGAAAGAACCAUCUACUUUUGCUGUAAUAUUCAACAAACGCUUUAACAACAGUGUGUCUCGGGAGCUGAUUAUCAAGGAGCUAGCAGAUCUGAUUGUUUUGAAAAAUGGUGACAACAAAGCUGAUUUAAAAAACCCAGGCCUCUGUAUUAUUGUAGAAAUUAUCAAAGGCAUUUGCCUUCUGAGCAUUGUGGACAAUUACUUCACAUAUAAAAAGUAUAAUUUAAAUGAACUAUGUAAAGAGGAAUCAAACGAUACAGAGGCAACUCAAGCAAAAAAGUUCAAGAGUAAUGGUAACUCGAAAUCAGAGGAUCAAAGUGAACCUCAAUGAUUUUACAAAUACUGUACUUUGUAACCAAUUUAUAAACUUAUUCCUAAGUCACUGAGGCGCUAGUUUCUUUAUACCAAUUCUUACACCAAAUUUUUCUACUUACUAUCUAAACAAUUUCAUUAAAUUAUAAAUCUAUAUUAAAAUUAAAUGUGAUACUCAUGUAUUUCUUUUCAGUAGCAUCAAACCUUGACCAUUUGUGAAGGUAUUACAUAAAACACAUUUGUUAUUAUGUAAUGCUGUUAUAUAAAACAAAUGAUUGUGAUUAUACAAUGGAACUGGUAAUAAUAAACUGUUAAGUAAUAUUAUUGUUCCACAUUAUGUAACAGAAAACUGUGGGUUGUCCCAUCUCUGUUUUACUCUUGUAUAAAUUUUUGACCUUUUGUUGGUUUUGAACAAGAAUUUCACAAGAAACCUUUGAAAGUGUCCAAUAAAAUAAUAUUCCAUCGAAUG